ACAUAGAGAUGAGAUACCCACUUCAUAGAUUGAAAAGCAAUUUGCAAAAACGAUGACUAUAUGGAGUAUGUGUGCAUGGGGAUGACUAAAUUUAAUGUUUCUCUUUAUUUCGGUCUACAGCAUAAAUAAAGAAAAUGUGGUACAGUCAUACAAUAAAGAAAGAGACUAGAAACUUUGGCUUUAAAAGUCUCCACUAUUUGUUUUGUUAUGAUUUAAAAUAAUCUUACCAUACGCAUGAUCGCCAAUUCUAUGAGACAUUUUUUAAAAGGUGUAUAUCAUAUGUUUGAUUAUAAUGUAAAUUGAUCUUGAUCUUGAUCUUGAUUUAUUUUUUUAUCAUUUUUUGUUGUAAUAAUAAAUUGGAGCCAACAUUUGAAUUGGACAUCACUAGAUGUGGGUUAUUUUAAUUAUUUUAAAGUGAUAUGAAAUUAAAAUAUAUGGAGCCAACAUUUGAAUUGGACCAAACAAAAUGGUUACCAAACCGAAAAAAAUUCAAUGAAAGAAAAAAUUAUUGUGUGACCAUUAUGUCAUGUAUUUUCAUUAUCACUAAUACUUUUGUUUUUAAGGGGUCAGCACUAUAUCACAGUGAUAUAUAUGGAGCCGAUGCAUGCUCUUGAUUUGAGUUUUGACUCAGACAGUGACGAUGAAAAUAUACAAUUUCUGGUGUGUGUAGCACUACAUGAGUAUUGUAAUACUUACCUUCAACCUAGACCAUGCCGAACGUCCAUAUUACAAGGACAUGACUACGUAUUAGAAAUAUUGAAUGGCCAUGAAAGAAGGUCCAAGGAAAAUUUCAGAAUGGAACCAGAUGUAUUUAUUAAUUUGUGCGAGGCACUUAAGGUAUAUGGUAAACUGGAACACUCACGUUAUCUGACUGUCCAAGAGCAAGUUUGUAUAUUUUUGCUAACAAUUGGUCACAACGAACGAAAUCGUGUUGUCCAAGAGCGAUUCCAACAUUCUGGCCAAACCAUCUCCAAAUACUUCAACCGAGUCUUGAAGGCAGUGUGUAGGCUUGGUAAACAAGUUAUAAGGCCUCCAGAUUUUGAUGAGGUGCCUGCAGAAAUUCGACAUAAUCCACGCUUCUAUCCUUUUUUUAAGGAUUGUGUUGGAGCAAUUGAUGGUACCCACAUAUCUGCAAGGGUGCCAGCAUCAGAGCAAAUACCAUAUCGGGGUAAGCAUACAGAACAAUGUUUUGAUUUUAUUUUAUUAGUUAAGAACAAUAUUGUUGUAUUUGUAUCAAUUGUAAUUAUAUUUAAUAAAUGA
This is a messenger RNA of Camellia sinensis, 1260 nucleotides long. Lineage: Eukaryota; Viridiplantae; Streptophyta; Magnoliopsida; Ericales; Theaceae. The record is from RefSeq and is a predicted model, not a curated record.